UGCUACAUGUCCUGCUUCGACAUCGCUUAUGACCCCUCACUACGAUUACGGCGCGCUAAUUUAGUCUAGAUGUUGUCUGAUGUUCCUGAACAAGUGGACCCGAUCGGGCGCCCAUCUGGAGCUCCAAUUGGCCUGGCCAAGUCGGCAAGAUCGGGUGGCUUACGUCGUCGUGGGAUGCCGUAGCUUCACCAUCCAGCUGAAGGUCGGAAAGAUGGCAGCAGAGAUUUCGGACUCACUUGUAUUUGCUCGGCGUCCUCUACACAAACCUGCCAUACCUAUCCUAUCGCUUCAUGUUAUUCCACCGGAUUGAUAAAAACUACAGCUGUAAAGAGUCGGGCUUGAAUUGGGAACAGAGUACAUACACCCGUAACUUUCCCGUAACAAGAUCCUCCCUAAUCAUAGUUUUCACUCAUCAAAAUGCCCUCCAAAGGCGUCCUCUGCUUCUCUUACCUCACCGUCCCGGGCACCUCCAUUGAGUUCACAGUUCCGGGAAAAGCAGUAACGAAGUCGGAUCUUCAGCAAUACCAGACCACCCACCUGGAAGUCGAGUCCUCGGCUCUCCCCCACUUCAAGUUCACGGGCCGCUUUCAAUUCGUUGUCCGGCGUGACGGCCGCGACUUGACAACGCAAUGGGUUGACGUCAACAGCGCGACCGGCAAGCUCGGCGACGGCACGCUGAAAACCAUGGACCAGACGCCUGCGGUAUUUGUAGAAGAUCUGGUGGUGUGCUAUGGAUUCUACGACGCCGGGCCGGGGGUCGCAGGGCUGCCGAAACAGCAUCUGUGCUAUGUGACCGUGACAAGGAACCUGGAGAACUGGAUGGGAGACGCGAUUGCCCAGGACCAAGACAUGUCGUCCAAGAAGUUCAGCAAGAUGGUCCUCCCCGCGGCGCACGACAUCGGCAUGAACAGCAUGGCGAUCCCGCUCUCCCUCCUCUCGCGCGCAGGCACAGGCGCCAUCAAAGAAGUCCUCGGCCGGGAGCUUCCCCACGUCCUCUCCAUCUUCAACAAAGCCGGCGACGCGGCCGUGAACCGCAUCGCGCCCGACAUCAUCCGCGCACUCGCCAUCACGCAAAAGGACAGUCUCGAGAGCAUACUGAAGAUCGGGGCGCGCUACUUUGAGUUCCGCCCCGCGCAGUGCCACCGCCAGCUGCAGAGCAUUGGCGGACUCGAGGACACGUGGUACUUCCAGCACGGGGUGAUUCCGGGGAUGAAGUACGUCGACUUCCUAUCCACGCUCGUCAAGUUCCUCGACGAGCAUAAAGACGAGGUGGUUGUCGUGCAGAACAGGUGGGAUGGCGUGCCGGGCGAGUGUCCGCGACCUUCCAACGACGAUCUCGGCAACAUGCUGCAAGAUGUCCUUCGCGGGAAAGAGCUGCAGGCUGGUAAUCUAGACGACAUGCUGGGGAAGAGUAUCAGGGAUCUGAGGAACGAGAAAAAGCGGCUCAUCGUGCUGCAGAACGCGAGGCAGGUCUCCAACUACGACGACGAUGCGAAUGCGACGUUGGAUGGGGACUCUAUGGUCAGCAAGCUCAAUGACAUGGCGAGAGAUCUGCCCAAGGGACAGCAGAUUACGCUGCUGCAGUGCCAGGCUACGGCGACGAAUAUCAGAGACGUGAUUAUUGCGUCGGUGCUGGAUGCCGAUGUCAGUACGAGUCCGAUCCUUGCGACGAAGCCAGUAUGCGAUGCGAAGAUUCUGCCAUUGUUGAGAGGGGAAUGCGGAAAGUGUUUGACGAGAGAGGAGAGUGUCGUUGUGCUGUUGAACGAUUUCUUCGAUGGCGCGACGGCGGACGUGGCGAUUGAGCUGUGCAAGGAGAGGAUGAGGUAGUGGGUUGUGAUUUCCGCGUCAGUAUAUAUGUCAAAGUAAAGCUUCAUACACAAGCAAA
This is a messenger RNA of Paraphaeosphaeria sporulosa, 1885 nucleotides long. RefSeq names its product PLC-like phosphodiesterase. Gene Ontology annotation, biological process: lipid metabolic process. The record is from RefSeq and is a predicted model, not a curated record. Bases 418 to 1827 code for a protein of 469 amino acids. NCBI's taxonomy places the organism in Eukaryota, Fungi, Ascomycota, Dothideomycetes, Pleosporales, Didymosphaeriaceae. Gene Ontology annotation, molecular function: phosphoric diester hydrolase activity. The transcript has a single exon.